Colletotrichum lupini is the source of this 834-nucleotide messenger RNA. RefSeq names its product short chain dehydrogenase. The transcript is spliced from 4 exons. The record is from RefSeq and is a predicted model, not a curated record. The coding region runs from base 1 to 834 and encodes 277 amino acids. NCBI's taxonomy places the organism in Eukaryota, Fungi, Ascomycota, Sordariomycetes, Glomerellales, Glomerellaceae. Gene Ontology annotation, molecular function: oxidoreductase activity.
AUGGCUUCACUCGACAUUACGCGACUCUUUUCGGUCAAGGGCUAUGUGGCCGUGGUGACCGGAGGCAGUAGCGGACUGGGCCUAAUGAUAGCAAAGGGCCUCGUCACGAAUGGUGCCAAGGUGUACGUGGCUGCUUUACCAACUGACGUCAUUGAUGAAGCUGUCAAAGAGCUCAACGAGUUGGGCAAUGUGCCAUGCGACCUGUCGUCGCAUGAUGAGAUAACAAAGCUGGUAAAAUAUGUUCAACAACGCGAACACAGCCUUGACUUAUUAGUGUCAAACACUGGUAUUCGACGGGAUCCGCUGGAUCUUUGCGACCUGGAGACUGAUAAUGUCCUCGAAUUGCAAGCUUCAAUGCAGUCUUCGAGGCCGUCUGACUGGAAAGACACAUUUUCCAUCAACGUCACAUCACACUAUUACCUGGCUGUCGCAUUCCUUCCCCUGCUGCAUGCUGCCGCUUCCCAUAAUGAUGACGACGGUCCCGGUAGUCGUCAAGGACGUGGCGCCAUGAUCAUGACGAGCUCAUGUGCUAGUAUGCACAACGUUACCAAUGUUGACCUGACGAGCUACGCUGCAAGCAAAGCCGCUACGGAUCACCUAGUGAAGCUUCUGGCCGCCAAGUUCAGAAAUUUCUACGUUCGAGUUGUGGGGUUGAAUCCUGGCUUCUUUCCAAGUCGUAUGAAUCCUGUUGGAGAGGAAGGCAAUAUGUUUAGUUCCUUGUUCAACAAGGUUCCUGCCAAAAGAGCUGGUCAAGAGGAAGACAUCGCCGGCGCGGUGAUUUAUCUUGCUAGCAAAGCUGGGGUAAGCCUCAAGUCUUCUCGUUCCGACAUUUAA